AAAGAGUGGCUUUAUGCUUUUGCACUUUGAAGGUGUGAUUUAGGCGGCUCCAACCUCAGGAACCACCAGUAAUUACUCUGUGCUUUUAUUCACACAAUAUAUUCAUGCAGGCAGUCGUGAUCUCAUUGAAUGCAUACGUUCACGGGUUACAGCAAUAACACCCGAGUGCUUGUUGUAUUCCAGCGUUCUAAGACCUGUGCCUAGAUUUCCUCUUUUAACCCUCACUGCAAUCCCAUGACACAGGCGCUAUCAUUCAUUUCUGCCGCCCGGAGUUUUUUGAGGGACUCGGUGGCUUCCCCGGAAAAAGAUUUCUUUGCUUCGGUCUGAAACUACCCGUCUUCGGACUUUUUUGAUGGUUAUCAAACUGUGCAAAGCAUCACCAGGCUGCUGCGACGGGAACCAACCUGGCAAGUCAGGCUGUCGCGGCACCGGCGUGAUUCCCGGGAAAAAGGGAAUGGAGAACCUCUCCGGCGCGCAGGGUGAAUGGACAAAGGAUUUUACCGCACAGAGAUAGGAGAAUGCGAAUAAAAACAUGCAGGAAGCCCAGGAAACGCACAUCUCCAACCACUUAGAUGAGGUCGUUGCUGCCGUCAGCAUCGCACCUGGAAAGAAGGUCCCCAGCAAGCUGCCUCAGACGCUGCUCUUCCAGCCCCCGCGAGAGAAACUCCACCUCUGCGAAGAGAAAGCCAAGUCCUAUUCCAGCAGGCACGAGUACAAGCAGGCGAUCCCAGAGCUCGUGCGCUGCGUGGCGUUGACACGGAUCUGCUACGGCGACUGCCACUGGAAACUGGCGGAGGCUUACGUCAACCUGGCUCAAGGCUACCUCCGGCUGAAAGGACUGGCACGCCAGGCCAAACAACACGCAGAGAAAGCCAAAGAAGUCCUCGCCGACUCCAUUGUGCCUCCUGGUAACGACAACACAGAUGUUUUCCGCUGUUCCAUCGAGCUCUUCCACACCAUGGGGAGAGCCUUACUCUCCCUUCAAAAAUUUAAGGAAGCUGCAGAGAACUUGACGAAAGCAGCGAGGCUUUCGAAGGAGCUGCUGCAAUGCGGGAGGAUUGUGGAGGAAGAAUGGAUGGAGAUUCAGGCGCAGGUCAAGCUGUCCUUCGCACAGUUGUAUCAAAGUCAGAAGAGAUCAAAAGAAGCUCUGCCCCACUACCAAGAGGCUUUAGAAUAUACUGAGAUCAGCAAAGGGGACAACAGUCUGGAGUGCGUGCCAGUCCUGAGGGAGCUGGCAGGUGCAGAGCAGGCCCUGAAGCAGCACGACACGGCCAUCGACCACCUCUUGCAGGCGCACCGCAUCGUCCUGAGCGGGGAGCCGUCCGAAGAGGAGGCAGCGGUGUCCGCGCACUGGGUCGCCCGCGCUGCCCUCGCUUCUGGGAGGCCGGAGCACCACGAUGUGGCGGAGCAGCACUUCCAAGAGAGCCUGGACAAGCUUAAGGAUGCCGAGGGGACGGGGAAAGCCAAGUUUCUCUCCGUUCAAGAUGAAUAUUGCCAUUUUCUCCAAGUCAGUGGGCAAGAAGAGAGAGCAGCCUCGAUCCUGAGAGAGUCCCUGGAGGCCAAGGUGGGGGUGUUCGGCGACCUCAGUCCCGAGGUGGCAGAGACGUACCGGCUCCUGGGCGAGGCCGAUCUGGCACAGGGGAACCUCGGCGCAGCCCACAGGAAACUGAGCAAGUGUCUUCAGAUCCAGACCGUCUUAUACGGAGCGCAGGACAAGAGGACCCUGGCCACGCAGCAGUCCAUGGACGUCCUGUCCAAGGCCCCGGACGUGGCCGGGAAGCUGCGACAGGCCCUGAGAGCCAGACCAGCCUUCUGCACUGGAGCGGCCCCGCCCCCCACGCUGGGGAAGGCGAGGCCCCAAGCAGUGGACUGAGAUCCCGCCUCCCCGCGGCCAGAGCUGCGGUUGCGCCCGGGUGCAGGACACACGUCUCUCCAGCAGCAAGAGGGAGUCCUCCGCCAGCCGCUGUGCGGGUUUCCCAGGCUGGCUGUGCGCUGCAGUGGAUGCCCUCCUCUCCCCUGCCCCGGGGGACAGGAACGAGUGGACAGCCGCUGACCUCUCAGGGUGAGCUGGUGCUUCUGUAAAGCAUUUUUUAAAGCCACCCGAGUGGUUCUUCUUGCCAACGAAAACUUGCACCCAUCAGCACUGCCGCGGCGGAAAAGCUGCUCCGGAAAAGUUCAGUACUUCCCCUGCAGGAAAAGAGUCCCAGCAUCCCACCUUCCUCAUACACCCCUUCCCACAGGUCAGAGGUCAGAACUGCAGCAGCUCAAUCCUGGGGAAAGCCCUUUCCCAGAGGAAGGUAACAGGGAUUGAGAAUAAAAUGCUAAUAAAAGGAAG
This is a messenger RNA of Phyllostomus hastatus (greater spear-nosed bat), 2335 nucleotides long. RefSeq names its product tetratricopeptide repeat domain 23 (gene TTC23). The record is from RefSeq and is a predicted model, not a curated record. Bases 533 to 1873 code for a protein of 446 amino acids. The transcript is spliced from 12 exons. Lineage: Eukaryota; Metazoa; Chordata; Mammalia; Chiroptera; Phyllostomidae. Gene Ontology annotation, molecular function: protein binding.